This is a messenger RNA of Trichechus manatus latirostris (Florida manatee), 629 nucleotides long. RefSeq names its product ciliary microtubule associated protein 3 (gene CIMAP3). The record is from RefSeq and is a predicted model, not a curated record. Gene Ontology annotation, molecular function: cytoskeletal protein binding. Gene Ontology annotation, biological process: regulation of cell projection organization. Bases 1 to 585 code for a protein of 194 amino acids. The transcript is spliced from 6 exons. Lineage: Eukaryota; Metazoa; Chordata; Mammalia; Sirenia; Trichechidae.
AUGUGCUUCAGCUUCGGCGAGGCGGAAUCGCUGAUUAACUAUUCCUUUGGAACAUGUCAGCAGAGGAAAGUCUUUCCUUGUUACAAUCCCCCAGACUUAAUGGGGAACAAGUUUCUCCCUCUGAGGGGAGUUCCUCACAGAGGGCCUGGAUGUUACGUGACAGAAGACAAAUAUGGCAUGGCGUACAACCUCACUAAGAUCCCAACCAGUAAAAAAGGAUAUGCUUUUGGAGCCAGAACGAGCUUGAGGUUUCAACCAAUCAAGAAUAUAACACCUUACCCAGGCAUGUACCAGAAAGUACCGUCUCCAGAGGAAAAACAUAAACAAUCUUAUGCUCCAUUUAAUACCAUGUUGCCUCGAUGUAGGAAGUGCGAUUCAAGAAAGGAUUUUUAUCCUGGCCCUGGCACAUACAACCCAGAAAUGAAGCCACCCCGAAAAAUUGCUUGGCCAAUGAAAUUUGGAUCUCCAGACUGGGCUCAGGUUCCAUGUCUACAGAAAAGAACCUUAAAAACAGAGCUGUCCACAGACAAAGACUUUAGAAGGCAUCGGAACCUCGUGGCCUACCUAAGUCUGUAUUAUGAUUGAGAGGUGGUGACUACAUUCACAGGCAUCCUUCUGACUACAGAAUU